AUGGCUACAGAAAGAAAGCAUGUGAAGGUGGUGGUGGUGCCGGGAGAUAUAACAGACUAUGGGAACGUGCGUGAUGCCUUUCAGGGAGCAGACCUGGUUUUCCACGCAGCUAGUUUAGUUGAUGUGUGGUAUAAGGUUCCUGAGAAGGCCAUCUAUGCUGUCAAUGUACAAGGGACGGAGAAUGUAAUAAACGCAUGUGUGGAAAUUGGUAUUCAGUAUUUGAUCUAUACAAGCUCCAUGGAGGUGGUUGGUCCAAAUGUGAAAGGAGAUACAUUCAUCAGAGGGAAUGAGGAUACUCCAUAUAAUAUAUUCCAUGAGAUGCCCUACCCUAAGACCAAAGCUUCAGCUGAGAAAAUGGUGCUGGGAGCCAAUGGCACAAAGGUAAAGGGAGGGAACACUCUCUACACAUGCUCACUACGGCCAACCGGUAUCUAUGGGGAACAGCAUCAGCUCAUGAAGGACUUCUAUCUGAAUGGGGUGCGGACCGGAGGUUGGGUGAUCAGAGGAGUUCCACAGAACACAGAGCACGGAAGAGUCUAUGCAGGUUGAUUGUAGCUUCAUUGCUGUG
Cyprinus carpio (common carp) is the source of this 568-nucleotide messenger RNA. RefSeq names its product 3 beta-hydroxysteroid dehydrogenase type 7-like. Lineage: Eukaryota; Metazoa; Chordata; Actinopteri; Cypriniformes; Cyprinidae. The record is from RefSeq and is a predicted model, not a curated record.